AUGCAGUAUUGUCAACAAAAGCUUCCUCAGUGGAGCAAACAAAAAUUUGGUAAUUCUAAGAGAAGGAUCCAAGAUCAGCUGGCACAUCUAUCCUUCCUUCAGGACAGAAACACAGGCCAUCUCACUGAGGAAAUUAAGAAAGUACAAAGAGGGGUGGAGGUUAGCUUAGAGACUGAUAACAUGAAGUGGAAGCAAAGGGCCAAGCAAAGGUGGCUAAAGGAGGGUGAUAGAAAUACUAAGUUCUUCCACCAAGCUGCAUCACAAAGAAGAAGAACAAACUUGAUCAAGAAGCUGGUGGACAGCAAUGACCAAACAGUAACCUUGAGAAAAGGAAUCUGUGAAAUGUUCCAAGGCUAUUUCACUGACCUUUUUUCCUCCUCAAACCCCAUGCAACCUUCUAAUUGCAUCUCUUCCUUAGAGAUCCAAGUGACUGAGUCCCAAAAUGAGUUUCUCACCAGACCCUACUGCACUCAGGAAGUGGAAGAAGCUCUCUUAAGCAUGAAUGGGCUAAGCUCGCUAGGACCAAAUGGUUUUCUAGCAAUUUUCUACCAAAAACACUGGUUCAUAGUGGGACCUAAAGUAUGUGAAGCAGUAUUGAAGGUGCUGAAUGGGAAGGAUAGCAUGGGAAGCAUCAACAACACUUUCAUUGCUUUGAUACUAAAGAAAAGGGCACCACUUUGUGACAGAAUUCAGACCUAUAUCCCUAUGUAG
Carya illinoinensis is the source of this 711-nucleotide messenger RNA. RefSeq lists its product as uncharacterized. Lineage: Eukaryota; Viridiplantae; Streptophyta; Magnoliopsida; Fagales; Juglandaceae. The record is from RefSeq and is a predicted model, not a curated record. Bases 1 to 711 code for a protein of 236 amino acids. The transcript has a single exon.